AUGCUCUGCCUCUCAAUGGCAUGUGGCUGUCUCGUCUCUCGAAAUCGCCAGCUCUUUGCUCACAAGACUGUACGACAAGACCAUGAAACCACCCUCCCCGCGGUCAGUCUCUGUGCUCACUGGAGACGCAAGAAGUUGCGUCGAAAGAUCGGGAGCAACCUCUGGAACGCCUCCUCUGCAGCCAACGAAAACAACCAGUUCGAGGCUGACAUUCUGCGCAGUAUGCCGCAACAGGUAAACUAUGUGGAACAGAGUUACAUUCACUUCCAUUCAACGCCUUCCUACAAUGAAUUUCUCAUCGAUGGUUCAGCGCGCGCAGAUACUUCUACUCGGAAUUCCCUAGUUCAGCCAAAUAUGGCCAAAGUGGGCGUCAGUCGCGGUGUCGCCAACCCUCGAGGUGCAGAGACUGAGUACACUUUGCGACACAUCACCCCAAUCGAAUUUCAGGGGUCUUUUGAAAAUCCGAUGGAAACACGAAGUCCUCGAUAUCAGCCAGCGGGCAAAUUGGAACCGAAUGUCUCCUCGGAGGUGAUGACAACUCACCGACAUAAAUCGGAGGUUUACAAAGAUCCCUCGAAGCCUACUGACGAGGCGUCGAAAGCAAACACAUUGCUACCGGCUUCUUCUAUCGGACAAAACGUCAUGUUCCCACAGGCAAUGGGGGCGAGCGUGGUUGGCUUUGGAGUAGGGAACAGUUAUGCAGUCACAUCAGACAGCGUGCACACAUUUCACAACAAAGCAACCGUCGAAUCGGUCAGCGACAACUUGCAGUUUGAGCUGGGCCUAAGGCGAGACGAUAAAGUGCGAUACUCCAAUCGUCAGCGAAAUGUAAAUGAAGUCGCAUUGGGUCCAGAAGUGAAUCUCCUCUAUGCCAAUGACACGACAGCACAGAUUAUGACCCCCAACUUGACAAACUGCCAGUCAACCCAUUCUCCGCUCCAUCAAAGGUGAGUCACAAUUCCACUACUCUUUGAGUUAACAUGCAAAGGCAUCCUGACUUCAGUAGUCCUGCGUUAUGUCUGGCGUUUACAAAGUUAGCGGGUCCUGAUUUGUCUUACAUUCCAACCCCCCCUCCGCUUAUUUGUUAUGGGUUAGAGUCUCAGACGUAAAGUGACGCCUUAAUGACCUCCGGCUUAAUUCGAGACAUUUUAAAACGACACGAGACCGUCUACAAAACCGAAAGCGGACUCAUAGAAUUGCACUGGCAUUUUGCCUGACUCACAGAGGAUUACUUUAGCUUCAGUCGAAACACAAAUGAGGAGUGGACAGUUGUGGUCUGAUCGUCAAAUGAUCGAAUAUAACUAGCCGUAAUUGAGAAUGUCGUGUCCAGCUUUCGGUUGCGUUUGCCUCAGAAUUCGUUCUCUUCGGGGGCUGUGGGCGACUCCCAUGCCCCGAUCGUUCACAACAAGCCUCUGACCCGUCCACGAACUCCGCCGUGUAUAAUGGUUUACCGGCUUUCCACACCUGAUGGUUGACCGCUACCACAGCCGUAGUCCAUCUGUGGGGUAGCAACGUAAAGUCAGUUAGAUCAGAAAAUUCAUAGCGAAGCGGAUGGUCGUUCGAGAGUCGCCUUUCUGAACGGCUGAUACUUCGGCUUAAUGCGCCAGGCAUGCACCCUGACUUGGCUUUCGGAAUAGCAUUCAGUCAUUCGGUGCUCUCGCAUAGUCGUGGACGGACUGUUCACUGCUACUUCAGGCAGCUAAAUUUCAUGAGCUAUCGAUGCUCCUCCGUCUGCCCACCAAUCAAUGGUGUUUUAUUUAUUCACGUUGGACCCGGCCGCCACUACUUAAAUACGGCAAGUAGUAUAUGAGACGGAGUUAAUAACCAACAAUUUAUGGCCAAAAAUUUGCCGCGACCCGUUUUGGUGCCUACGAGAAACGGUUUUCCCGCAAAUGCAUGCUGAAAGUUUGGAAUCCCCAAACGGUCAAAAAUAAAUACGCCCAGCGUAUUGUGAAUGGGUGAUCCAAUUACGAAAACUCGGCGACUUCAGUGGGGGUCGAACCCACAACAUCUAGGGGAAAGUUUUGGUACAGCGAAAGCUCUAGCCAUCUGAUCUACGAGUCCCCACCGCGAACUCUGAGUUUAAUCACAUAUGUGUCGCGUUACCUCUCCAGCAUACUGCAACAUCUGGAGUCCACCAAAUCCGAUGCAGUAAGCUGAGUGCUCAUACACUUCAGAAUCCUCAGGAUGAAUACCAGGAUCACGUGAUUAGUCGGUUUUUUGGCCUCGUAAUUCGGGUGGCCAGAGCAGUGGCUGUGCUAAAGCCAAAACCCUUGUUGUCGUGGAUUCAAAUACAACCGAGUUUGGUCAAAAUGAAUUAUACGGGUUUGUACCUUUGCGGAGUGAAGCCAAUUUCUUUCGCUAAAAAACGGGAAAAAUGCAUUCUUUAUGAUACACUUUGACCUCCCCCGAUGUGUAGAGGUGACGUGUGUCAUACAUUCACCGAAUAGGAGGUGUGAGAUAAGGCCGUGAUGGACAAAAAUCUAACGAAGGAGGAAUGAAGUUCGAAUAUUUGGAGAUGCAUCCGUAGAAAUAGAACUUUUGUUGAUAGUUUUCCCUAAGUUUACUUUGUCCCUAGAAUAAACUCAAGGCUGGAUGUUCUUUCUUUUAAAGACAGUCGACUGUCUUCGGCCUUCAGAGCACAGGCAUACAUCCACUGGUUCAGGCUUAGCUGAGUAAAGUCAAAAGAGAUUCAAAUUACAUGUUUGCCUUGUUUCGGAUUCGACUGGACCUUAUGUUGUUCCUGUGACGAGAGGCUAGGGAAUAACUCUCGGAAAUUUGAACCGUCUGAUAAAUGAACCACUGCUCGCAGGCGAACAAACUUUUCUCUCAAAACCAAACGUAAAUAGGACAAAACGGUAAAAGAGUUUUGUAGAUAUCAAACGAUAAAAUAAGGCUUUGGAAGAACAGGGAAAUAGGAACUUCCCCGGAAUACAAAUGGCCCUGCGGUUAAUUUCUGGAUGGAUGUACAUUCCCGCAUCCUAUCUCCGGCCCUAAGCCUUAACGUCGGUCCAACACUAGCCCAUUAGCUACGGCAGGGCCACCUGUUAAAGGGAAUAUAUCUAUAUCUAUUUUCCUACUCUUCAUUAAUUUAAACGUUACCUUCUACACACGCCAAACUGGCAUCAACCAGAGCAGAGAUUCCAAAGAGAAGUAUGUGGUUAUGUAGUGCCGCCUGAUGGACAUGAUACUUUUGGGUAGGGUUAGGAUUCGAGGUUAAAGUUAGGGGUUAGAGUUAGGGCAACUGUUUUUCAACCAGUCGAAACACAACCGCAUAUUCUCAAUAGCUUUUCUUUUGCAUGAAACUGCUUGGCCACUUCGCCCGUUAGUUCCCCGGCUCGCCUGUAAAACCCCUAUCACCAUCGGUCCAGUAUUUCACAUGGCCGGAGUUCGUUUACUUCAGGUGCGGCUACAUAACCACAUCUGACCGCUAAAUGUUAUGUCGGUGGUCUGUUGCCCAGAGAGAACGUAUGUUGAUAACAUCAUGAAAUCAUAUGAAUAGAGAAAAGGAGUUGGCCUAAAAAACGUACCUAAAUCAGUGUUUGUUUUGUGAGACACUUUAUAUCGCUUGGAUCGACCUACGGGUAGAUAAAACGGCAAAACCGACACUCAUUACGGUUCGAAAAACUCACAACUGACUUCACAGCGUUCGAUAAAUUCACCCAGAAAAGAGAACUCAAGAGCAGCAACUUGUUUUAUACUGAUGUAGCAUUUAUAAAAACAUCAUGUAUCCUUUCAGCCGACUCCGCAUUCGCUUACGAAUAACAAACUUAGAUUCUCAAGAAAAUGUUCCUGAGAUUUAUCCACGCAAAUAAUUUCUUCUAAUCUUUUAUCGAUAAGGAGUAAGUAUAUGUGUGGGAUAUGGAAAAAUUAUGGAGAAACGCCCACGAUAUUUUUCGAAGAAAGUGUUGUUCUGUAGAGUUCUCGUCUACACUUAGUCGAGAGAAUGACAACUGCAACUUGUACUACUGGAAUGCCUACAUUGUUUCAUUGUUCUACACAUUCCACAUAUAAUGCUUCGGUAAGAGGAAAACUUAACUUUAAAAAAGUGUUUGGCACAGAGAACAGGCCGGUAGUAGACAAAAUAUUUGCAAUAAUGGUUGCUGGAAUGUAUACACCUGACAGCAAAGCAGGUGCAUUAAAACACUGAGUAGGAGCGCGGACUUCUAAACCAACAGGUCGCGAGUUCGAGCCUCGGGAGUUCCACACUUCGGGAUUGGGUAUGACUGGCUGACGACGGCCAAUAAGCCACAAAUGGCCAUUCCAGUCUCCCUUGUCUUUGUCGGUAAUACUAUUCUGCAUAUAUAUCAUUCGCCGCUGUGCAGCUGCUGCUUGUGCUCGAGAGAGAGCCCGUAAGGUACAACGGCACGAGUGAGUUCCGUAAGAACGAUCGGUGAUCGCCCCCUAUCACUGGUUAAUUUGCUAAACAACAGUUGGUACUUUCUUACCCCGCGCAUAUACUUAAUCCUCGCCAAAUUUCGCCUUUCAGAAGUCCCUCACAUCCCAAAAAUGCAAUCUCCUUGCCCUCCACGACGACGGGAACAACCUCGGCAGAGGUUUUACCUCACAGGGUAAACGCGCACAGCUCAGAUCCCUACUGCCGCGUUCGAAAUGUGUACGUCCUACCGGAGUUCUCCUACUGCCUGUCACUCCCAGACCAACGGUUAGAAUAGCCUGCCGCCCAUGUCCCCUGUCUAACCUCUCACCUCAAAGAUGCUGACAUUGCCCAACGCCCACCAUCCCUCUCUGCCUCUCUCUGUUCUAAAAAUGAAUUUGAGAAGCGAUGCCUGCACAGAUAUCUGCGCCCAGAAUGCCGGCAUGUUCUCUCCGUUUUCUACCGUGCGCAUCAACUCUUCGGAUAUCACGUCAUCGGAUAUGCUUCCAUGAAACGCGGCGUUUUCCAUUUAUUUCCUGUGACCAUAGUUAGCCCUGAUGUCGGAUGCCACAUGCGGACCUCAGGCGUGUGCAUUUGGCCUUAAUACGUGCAAUUAAAUGGGGAAUUUGCAGUUUGUUGUAACAUAGUUUUCUUUAAUAUGUUAUAUACUCUAAUCAGCAACCGAGCUUUAUAGAGAAUGGAUUUAACUAAAUUGCGCAUAGGCAUCCACUUUUUAAUUUUCCACCCAGGAAGACGGAUGCAUUUUGUACCAACGCGGAAUGAGCAGUUUGCAUCUGUGGACAGAACUCCCUGGAGAAUGCCACUCGGUAAUCUUGGCAAGGCGCAAGGCAUAGGGCAGACAUUUUUAUCACUGCAAAAGCCGAUAAUUUGGCCAGCAGUCGAAAGCAUCCGGACGCUACAGACUUCUGUACAAGCACAUAUUUUAUAAAGCACCACGUACGGCUGCUGAUGAACUUGCAGAGUUCGAUUGGCCCCUAACCGUCGUUCUUCUAUUAGCCCCAGGAGUACUUGUAAUGAGCCAGCCUUGGUCAACUUUAAGGGCCACGUGGGUGUGUAUGUGUGUGCGCGUCGGUGUGUGUGUGUGUCCAACCCCCGUUGUGUGAAAUCCUGGUGUUUGUGUGUAUGGGGGGGGGGGCAGGUCGUGCUGUGGCGCGCGCAGGCAUGGUCAGGCGACCAUGCCAGCCACCGCGCACAUUCCCCACUUUAGUCUACUGACCGGCUCGGACAGCGGCUGGGGUGUGGGGAUGGGAAGAGAGAGUGAGGUCGACGACUCAGCGCACUUUCCUCACUAUAAACAAUCUGACGCACUUGAAGCUAUCAAGGUGCGCUAAAAGCCGCUGCUUGGAUGGUUGCCAACUGACGGGGUAAAUUGGACCUCCUUUUUGACUGGUGGUAGUCUGAGAGUCAGGCUGCGAUGGCUCCUUUUUAAUGUAGUUUUUAUGGCACUCCCACCACAGUGUGGGAUCCGAGCCAGGCGUUGGCGGCACGCCUAGGUGCGGCUGCUUCGGCCGUGCCAGCCUCCAAAUCUCUGUUGUGUUGGUUGAAACCCUGGUUAUUGUUGUGUGGACCAGGGGGCGUGGUGGAACGCCAAGGCGAGGAUCCGUCCGAGCCAUCCACCUGCGGCCUCCCUCGUCUCUGGUCUUCUUGACUCUGUCUUGACACCGGGCCCAGGCGGGGGAGGAGGAGAGAGUGUAGGUAGAUGCAGCGCAAGUCUACUGGCACUACAAACCCCUGCGCAAGUCACCGUCCCUGCUCCCACAAUGCAGUCUGUGGGGCACACGGUGGUCAUCGUCGAAACCGACGGACGAACUGUCGUGUGUGUGCGUGCGUGUGUGUGUGUGUGUGUGUGGGGGGGGGUGUAGGGGUGUCAGCGGUGGGUCCACGUGAUGGUCGUAGUGGUCGCUCACUUGCUUGCAGGUGAGACUACGCCUAGCGUCCAUUUGCUGGCACCUAACUCUCACCUGUGGCUCCACGUAGCUGGGCUCUGCUCAGCGGCCACACACCGAGCAACCGUCUCGACGGGCGGGCUAAACCAGGUGAGGGUAUUCGUGCGUGCAACUGCACGCGCGGUACUGUGGUCUGCGCUGGCCGGAUGGAUCUUCGCGUCGACAUCGUCGAGACUAGGCUUUGCCUGGACCAUCGCAGGAGGCCACCAGGUAAGUUCCCCCUCAGGUAAGUGCGUUUGCUUUGUUUCUUCCUUUUGUUUGUUGAAGUUCCGCGUCGUACGCUGCGCUUGCUGCCUGCCCUUUAUAUGCUAGUCUGUCUGUCAAUAGCUAAACGACACCCUCGAUGCCUGCUGCGAUUGUCUGUCCGUCAGUCUAUGCCACUCUCUACUAAUAGCUAGGUGUUACGGUGCUUGACUUUGUGUGGUGCCCUCACUUUGUCUCUGACUGAUGACUGUGUCCGCUUGUCCACUCUAGUUCUAAGUCCCCUAGCGUUAGUUAGUGUGUAUGCUCUCUCCUACUUCACUCCAUCACAUCAUUACCACCACCAAGGUCCCAGGCUAAUUCGGGUCGUUCUCUCACUAACAAAAAGUCGUGGCCCAUAAUGGAGUCCGGCAGCCGUCAGGGAUAACCGGGCAGCCCUGUUCAGGGAUGCGUUGCCUGCCCCCGCGAGGGGGAGGGGGCUAGAAAAGGUGCCCUAAAUAUCGCUGGGAACCACGCUGUCUGUAGGCUGGCCGUGGCCGCAGACAAAAAAAACACGGUCGAAACAGCCAAAACCGAAACAACAACAACAACAAUCGCUCUCUUCAUCUUCCAGCCUAUUCUUCUUCUUCUCCUACUCCUACAUUUCGCCGCAGCAGUCGCCAGACUGGCAGGGUGAGCCCGCUCACUCUGGCAGCCUAGAAUGUUCGUUCCCUUUUAGACAAUCCGAGGAGCAACCGGCCGGAACGGAGGACGGCGCUAGUGGCACGAGAACUGGCGCGCUACAAGGUGGACAUCGCCGCACUAAGCGAGACCCGAUUCUCCGAACAAGGCCAGCUGGAGGAGGUGGGUGCCGGUUACACCUUCUUCUGGAGUGGCCGACCCAGGGCAGAGCGACGAGACGCGGGCGUCGCCUUCGCCAUCCGGACCGACAUCGUGGGACGACUGCCCUGUUUGCCGCAGGGAAUCAACGACCGCCUGAUGAGUCUCCGCCUGCCCCUCCGGCGAGGAGGCAAGUUCGCCACCAUCAUCAGCGCCUACGCUCCGCCGAAGAGCAGUUCCGACGCCGCCGCAAGAGACAAAUUCUACGAGGACCUGCACGCCCUCUUGGCGACUGUGUCGAAGGCGGACAAGUUGAUCGUCCUUGGCGACUUCAACGCCCGCGUCGGCACAGACCAUACUGCCUGGAGGGGAGUGCUGGGUCCUCACGGUCUCCGCGGCUCCAACGACAACGGCCUGCUGCUCCUCCGCACCUGCGCAGAACACCGCCUUACCCUGACGAAUACCUUCUUCUGUCUGCCGGAGCGAGAGAAGGCCACCUGGAGGCAUCGUCGGUCGCGUCAGUGGCACCUACUGGACUAUGUCCUCGUCCGGAGGCGAGAUCAGCGGGACGUGCUGGUGACGAAGGCGAUCCCGGGUGCUGGCGGGUGGACCGACCAUCGCCUCGUCAUCUCGAAGAUGCGUAUUCGCCUACAGCCUCGCAGGAGACCACAAGGUAAGCGACCCCCAGGUAAGCUGAAUGUUGCCUUGUUGUCUUUGCCCGCUCACCAUCUCCAUUUCAGCGAUGAGCUAGCUCAACGGCUAGACAACCUUCCUAUCGCUGCCGCCGACGACGCCGCCGCUGCCGAAAACGCCUCCGUGGAGAACCGCUGGUGUCAACUGCGAGACACGGUCCAGUCGACGGCGCUCGCCGUCCUCGGUCGCGCUCCCCGCCAACACCAGGACUGGUUCGACGACAACAACGCCGCCAUCAGAAAUCUGCUUGCUGAGAACAACCGCCUCCACAAAGCCUACGUAGAUCACCCUACUAAGGACAACAAAGCUGCCUUCUACCGCAGUCGCCGACAGCUUCAGCAACGACUGCGCGAGAUGCAGGACGCCUGGACUGCUCGCAAAGCUGAGGAGAUCCAAGGCUACGCGGACCGCAACGAAUGGAAGAACUUCUUCUCCGCGAUCAAAGCUGUCUACGGUCCGCCGACGAAGGGCACUGCUCCUCUCCUCAGCGCCGACGGCAGCACUCUCCUGACUGAGAAGACGCAAAUCCUACAGCGAUGGGCCGAGCAUUUCCAGGGCAUCCUCAACCGCCCUUCCGUCAUCUCCGACGCCGCCAUCGCCCGCUUGCCGCAAGUGGCGACCAACGUGGACCUCGACCUCCCGCCAUCUCUCCAGGAGACCAUAAAGGGCCGUGCAGCAACUCUCCAGCGGGAAAGCACCCGGAUCGGACGCAAUCCCUGCUGA
Messenger RNA from Spirometra erinaceieuropaei, 8778 nucleotides. The record is from the annotation of a GenBank genome assembly. NCBI's taxonomy places the organism in Eukaryota, Metazoa, Platyhelminthes, Cestoda, Diphyllobothriidea, Diphyllobothriidae.